AUGCCCCCGGCCUGCGCCCCAGCAGGUGCAUCAGCGAGCCUGCCCAUCCAGUGCCCUGGGAGCACCAGCCACCAGAGGAGGCCAGGCAGGCAGGGCACAGGGGCUCGGUCAGUGCCAGCAUGCCCGCCAUCCCUCUGCGCUUCUUCCACGUGGGCACAGCCUCUCCCAGCCCAGCCUCCCGAGGGGACCCUGUGCCCCGCGGGCCCCAAGACCCCAGGCCCAGCCCAUGGAGGGUCCUCUGCGGGUGUGUGGCAGAAGGCCCCAGCUCCUCCUCCCAGGGGUCCUCAGGCCAAUCCGCUGACAGCCUCCAGCAACUGUGCUGCUGCUUGCCCUGCUUCCGCGGACCCCGCUCCCGAAGAAGAACGGCACCAGUGCAGGGAGGCCACAGGAGCCCUAGGUUCCAAAACAGAGUGGCCCCAGUGGACGCGCCCUGAGGAGGCACACAGACCAAGGGACAGCCAGAAGACCCCGAUCUCCGAGCAGCCUGACCUCAGAGUCCGCACCUGUCAGAAAGGGCACCGAAACAGCUGCAGCACUGAGGGACGCCCACUGGCCUGGGCCUCCCCGCGUGGAUUCCAGCCAAGAGCCCGUCGGCCUCCACCACCACUCUUUCUGCCCCCUCCUGCCACAGACAUCAGAGAUUCUCUUCCCUGGGACACUUCCCCUGCCCUGCUCUGCCCUGGCCUUCCUCCCGGGCUUCUGGGAAACCAGCGAUGGUUCCUCAUCAAUUUCUCUUUCUCACCCAUUGAAUAA
This is a messenger RNA of Marmota flaviventris (yellow-bellied marmot), 753 nucleotides long. Lineage: Eukaryota; Metazoa; Chordata; Mammalia; Rodentia; Sciuridae. The record is from RefSeq and is a predicted model, not a curated record.